CCUCGUUAUUACGGCAAGUAUUUUGACUGUUCGCCCUCCUUCUCAUAUCAUCCGACAUUCCUCCAACCAUCAGCUGAAAGCAAUCACGGAAGAACACACCUCCUCUCCCAGCUGACCGCCUCUUCUCGGAAAAAGAAGCUGGCCAAACCAUCGCAACCACAAACCCAAGCUGCCUGAGCUGCCCAGGCCGGACAAGAGGGAAGGAGCAGGAGAGGUCUUGCUCUGGGAUAUGAAGUGAUUGAAUUUGGGGAGGAUGACGGUGAGCUCUUUUCAAGUUGCAUGGUGGAUUGGUCGCUGGCAGCUUGUAGAUUCGGCGCCGCCGCUCUCGGUUUUUUAUACACCUUCGUCCCAUCCGAAGCCUGCUCAGGCUCAUCCCCAGUGAUUUGCCCGCAAAGUCUCUCUCGGAUACUGCCGUCGUCAUAGUUUUGGACUGGACGAAACCACAGGCGAUGCUCCAAGAGCUAUCAACAUGGCUCUCAUGAGUAGAUACAUGGGCACCCGAGGCAGGCGAGAGGGGUGAGGUAGAAGAGCUGCAUGAGCGACUGCAAUCACACUUGCAGCACUAUACCGAGCCGUCACCCGCCGUUGUUGGUACGACCACGUAUGCUGUUGUCGAGCCUCUGUUGCCACUUGGCUCUGAUACUUUUCCCUCAACACCUCAUGAAUCCCUAUCGUUGUGGUUUGCACGAAGACCGAUUGCAUGCAUAAUGCUGCCGAGGAUGUGGGAGUGAAAGGUAGACACUGGGAAGAAAAGACAGAUCGAGCACAGCAGGCACUGAGAACUGUCUGUUUGGCCUAUGGCGCUGCUCUGUUCUACACUGCCCCUACCCAGCCUACGACAUGCUCUCCUGAAAAGAUAUCUCCUCCACAGACUGUAUACCGUCCCGCCUCCACUGAAUCCGCCACCAACCUCCCCAAUCACCGUAUCCGCACCCGCCAUCGUCGGCUCUACCAAAUUCUUCUUCAACCACCGAGCCCACGUGCUUGACAGAGACGCUGUCAUGGUACCCAGCGGAUGGGAUAGUUGGGGCAAGAUCAAUGUUUUGAGCGAUGGUUUCGACCCCGCACUGGUGGAGAAGGGUUGGAAAGCCAGCUUGAGCAGAUAUAAUGCCCAGUCUGCGGGUCAAGAGCCUGAAGAGGAUGAUGGAGAACCUCUCGAAGAGCUCUGGCAGGCGCUUCUUCCCUCCUUCGCGUCUCCUCCCCCGCAAUCUCCUGUCCACCUUACGACAGUCACCGAGCCCUCCCAAAACUUCCUCUCCCUCCAACUCGACCUCCUCAUGAAAGACCGCAGCCAAUUCCCGCCAAUCUUUCCGCCACGCCCCUUCCGCCACCUCAUCAUGUAACGUUCCCUCUGGUUUUAGCUUGCCUGGUGCUGAGAAGGUCAUGCAGGAGAUGGAAAGUCGGAUUGCGGAAGGAGAUGAUGAGAAGGAAGGAGAGUUAAAGGACAAGUUUGCGAGGCUGGGGAGGAAGGAUGGGAAAGCUGCGCCGGGGACGCCGGCACCUGUUAUGCCUAACGAAGCGUUGCACAACUUUUUCCAGGGCUUUCUGGCGAACAGGGGCAAGACGGGGGUAGUGCUGAAGGGACUCCUACGAAGGGAACCAGUGCUGAAGGGGCGGGGAAGGGCAAGUAGGCAGAUGUGCGGAGGUACAGACAUGUGGAGUGAUCUGUAUGACGACCAUCAACACGACUCGUGCAAAUUUGGCUUCUCUACUCUUUCUUCCAUUAUGUCCACAAGCUGGCUACCGCUUCUCGAGUAGUACCCAAUAUGAUAGUAUCCAAUAUCUAAUUCUAGAGAUGUCGCAUCUGUGGUCAGACCCCAACACCAUAGCCUAGCACUUGAGGCGCCUGAGGCCGACCCCGAACCCACGCGCACGGUCCUUCUACGCUGCGUCCACGCUGCAAUCGGACGCCUGAUAUCCAUGAGUGAAGGAAUGUCCAUAGGUUACAUGAUACUAGAAAUGAAUGUCCACAAGUUACAUGACA
This is a messenger RNA of Cryptococcus amylolentus CBS 6039, 1984 nucleotides long. RefSeq lists its product as hypothetical. Lineage: Eukaryota; Fungi; Basidiomycota; Tremellomycetes; Tremellales; Cryptococcaceae. The record is from RefSeq and is a predicted model, not a curated record. Gene Ontology annotation, molecular function: dynein heavy chain binding. The coding region runs from base 798 to 1343 and encodes 181 amino acids. Gene Ontology annotation, biological process: microtubule-based movement; microtubule cytoskeleton organization. Gene Ontology annotation, cellular component: cytoplasmic dynein complex; centrosome. The transcript has 7 exons.